Molecule: messenger RNA, 2844 nt
Organism: Tripterygium wilfordii
Lineage: Eukaryota; Viridiplantae; Streptophyta; Magnoliopsida; Celastrales; Celastraceae
Exons: 5
Coding region: 328-2574 (748 amino acids)
Molecular function (GO): protein dimerization activity; DNA binding
Source: RefSeq, a predicted model, not a curated record
UCGCACGGCUCGGCUCAAGGAGUAAGGACUAGACGACUAGUGUUUCCCAACAGAUAUCGCCGAUCUUCCGAGAGAAUACUUCGACAUUUCGUGGUUACCGAUUUACAACCCCGAAACAUCCGAUUCCAAGGAAUAAAGUCUCCCUCCGCGAUUUGUUCCGGGCCGAUGCAUCCGGCAUAUCGGCCUCGAAAAUCCCUACCGCCGAUGUCCUACCCUCAGCUGCUGUUUUAGAUGGUACUUUACGUUUUGAAUGAAAAUUUGGCUCUUAAGUUGGACUAUUCGCAGCCAGAGGUAAAGAAUUGAGCAUUUCGUGACAGUUUCGAAGAAAUGCAAUACAAGGAUAAACAAGGUUUGGCACCUCCCCGAGCCACUGACCCUGGUUGGGCCCAUGGAACUAUGGUCAAUGGGGGUCGUCAAAAGAUUAAGUGCAAAUACUGCCAUAAGAUUAUCCUUGGCGGUGGAAUCUCCAGGCUAAAGCAACAUUUGGCUGGGGAAAGAGGGAAUGUAGUUCCAUGUGAGCAAGUACCUGAAGAAGUUAAAGUGCAGAUGCAACAGCAUCUGGGUUUUAAAGUUCUGGAGAAGUUAAAGAGGCAGAAAGGAUCAGAAAGCAGUAAAAAACCCUAUAUCUCCUACUUUCAAGGUAGUGAAGAAGAAGAAGAAGAAGAUGGUGUUGGACAAAUUCAGAAGGCAGCUUCUGCACAAUACAGCACUAGCAGAAGAGGAAAAGUGGUUUUGGAAGGAGCUUCCAGUCGAACUAAGAGACGCAAGAAGCAGAAUCCUUCAUCUGCGACUCAUUUUGUCACUCCACCUAUGCACCAGAAUUUUGCUUCCCAAGAGAGCAUAGAACAUGCGGAUUUAGCCGUUGCAAGAUUUAUGUAUGAUGCAGGAAUACCUUUCACUGCCGCAAAUUCAUGUUAUUUUCAAAAGAUGGCUGAUGCCAUCGCUGCUGUAGGCCCUGGUUAUAAGAUGCCAUCUUAUCAUUCUUUAAGGGGCAAAUUGUUAAACAGAAGUGUCCAGGAUGCAGGAGAAUAUAGCAAAGAACUGAGGAAGUCUUGGGAAGUGACUGGGUGUUCAGUUUUGGCAGAUAGGUGGAUGGAUGUAACUGGUCGUACAGUCAUAAAUUUUCUUAUAUAUUGUCCCAAGGGUACUACUUUCCUCAAAUCUGUUGAUGCAUCAGACUUAACAAAUUCUGUUGAAGGGCUCCUGGAUUUAUUUGAUACUGUGGUGGAAGAAGUUGGGGUCAAGAAUAUUGUCAAUUUUGUGACAGAUAUUUCACCCGAUUAUAAAACUGCAGGAAAACUGUUAAUGGAGAAGUACAAGACCUUUUUCUGCAGUACCUGUGGAGCACAGUGUAUUAGCUUUAUGCUUGAGGAAUUUGAAAAAAUCAAAGACGUGAAAGACGUUUUAGGAAAGGCUAAAAAAGUAACCCAGUUGGCAUAUAACAAUGCUUGGAUCCUCACUUUAAUACGGAAGAAAGCAGGUGAAAAAGAGAUUAUCCAGCUUGCAUCCAGGAGGUUUGCUUCUAUAUUUUUGAGUCUGCAAAACAUUUUAUCUAUGAAAGACAAUCUCCAUUAUACAUUUACAAGUGCUUAUUGGUUGCAAUCAUCUUUAUCUAAGCAAAGGGUGGGACUUGAAGUUGCAGAAAUUAUUGUAGAUCCAUGGUUCUGGUCGAACUGUGACAAGAUUCUUAAGAUUGUGGAGCCCCUGCUUUCUGUUUUACACCUUAUGGACAGUGAAGAGAGGCCAUCAGUGGGACAUAUCUACAAUGCAAUGGAGAAAGCAAAGCAAAGCAUAAUUAGGACAUUCAACAACAGCGAAUCUGAGUUCUUACCGUAUUUGAAGAUCAUCGAUGAUAUUUGGCAGGAGGAAUUCCAAAGCCCACUUCAUGCAGCUGCAUGCUAUCUCAACCCUUCUGUAUUUUAUGAUCCCAGUUUCUCCUUUAACAAAGUCAUCCACAAAGGUUUACUUGAUUGCAUUGAAACCUUGGAGCCGGAUUUAUCUGCCCAAGUUACGAUUACAAGCCACAUAAAGUUUUAUGAAGAAGCAGCUGGGGACUUUGGUCGACCUGUGGCACUUCGUGGUCGAGAGUCAUUGGCCCCAGCUACUUGGUGGUCUCUAUAUGCAUCUGAUUACCCACAUCUGCAACGGUUAGCUGUCAGGGUAUUGAGUCAAACUUGCAGCAUCACACCAUGUAAGAGGAAUUGGAGCACAUUCGAACGUAUAUAUUCUAAGACGCGGAACAGGUUGGAGCACCAGAGACUGAAUGACCUCAUAUUUGUUCACUAUAACUUGCAUCUUCAAGAGAGCAGGCAAGCAGAUACGGCUAAGGUCAGGUGUGCUAGAGAAACUUGCGAUCCUAUAUGCUUAGAAGCUGCGGAUGCGGGCAUUGGAGAUUGGGUUGAGGAUUUCAGAGCUGACACAGAAGAUGAGCACCCAAGCUCUCUGGGUGUAAUGGCCCCUGGCGAUAGGAAUCUUUUGAGUCAGGAAAUGCUAAAUUCAGAUGAUUCUAAUUGCAGUACUGAUGAUCGAAGCAGUGAUGUUACGAAAGGUAUUGAUGAUAAUGACGAUUUAUAGUGGCCUUGGUAUUGCUUCAAGAGAACAUCUAAUAGUGAUUAUCUUUGUUGUCAUUCAGUCACUCUUGGGUGCUUGGUAAUUGGUAUACUAGUCAGCAUUUUAAUCGUGAUUUUUAGUGGCAAUUGUAUUUCUUCAAGAGAACAUCGAAAAUCAACUCAGAGAGUUGGUCUUUUGAUAUAAAAAAUUGGCAAUUUAGUUCAUUCUCAGUAUUUCCAUUUGUCUGUGCGAUAUGACUUUGGAAGAUUAUGAUAUUUACCCCUUGUUUUGCUA